This is a messenger RNA of Anopheles cruzii, 1065 nucleotides long. RefSeq lists its product as uncharacterized. The record is from RefSeq and is a predicted model, not a curated record. The coding region runs from base 1 to 462 and encodes 153 amino acids. Lineage: Eukaryota; Metazoa; Arthropoda; Insecta; Diptera; Culicidae. The transcript has 4 exons.
AUGCGUUGUUCCGUGUGCAACUACUACUCGUGGAGCUACUUCAUCGCGUUCGGCGAAAUCUUCAUCUCCUUCCACAUCGCCCGAGCCUUCCUGUACUGUGCACGCUCCGCUGCAGCUUCCGAAGAAUUGGGUUGCUAUAAUGUGGAGCCCAUCUUCGUGCUGCUGGUGUUGUAUAACUUGCUGUCACUGCUGCUGAUAAUUGGCGUGACGAAGCGCAACGAGAAGCUGCUACAGAUCUAUCAGACCUGCACCAUCACGCUCAAAGCAUCGGCCAUCGUGCGAAGGAUAGUGCUCAGUGCCACCGAGUACAACGAGAAUAAUGUGGGCAAGACGAUCAUCGAGCUGAAAAUCAUCAUCGUUUUUACGCUAAUCUUCACCCUCGAGGCCCUCGUGGUGGCUGGGGCCUGUCGAAAGAUGCGCCGAGAGCAGCAGGAACAACUGUACUACAUCGACGUGGUCUAGUAGGCGCAUCUCCCGGUGGGGCGAGAGGAAGAUUAAGGACCUCGCUACGAGGGUUCCACACAGCAAGUGAGCCAACCGGCCCCUGACGUCGACACGCAUGUCGGACUGCUUCUCCGUCGUAGACUGCCUGGUAGUGUGUGGGUAGUACGUUUUGCCAAGAACUUCGGUCCCCGUCUUCGGAUUGAUAAUCUUAACUCCAUCCAUAUCCCGGCGCCUCCCUCGUAACGGGGGAGGCGUCGGGCGUAUACUUUACACACCACUUUACACACAAACGCACACGCCCGUAUCUUUACAAUUCGAGGUAGCUUGGUGCUGCUUUGUUGGUAGUGGAGGUGGAUAUAUAUUGGACGAGCAAGCCGAGGGACGGACACCCGCAAUUAGUAGCGUAAAGAUAUUAGUAACUGCAGUGACUUUGAAAUCAAUCCUUUUGGAGAUGAUCCCUUUGAAAACGGUGGUACGUUUUAUUGUUUCUACUCAGCGCUUUUAUAUAACGAUAAAAAGUAUCAAACAAAACCAAAAACAUUGUAAAAAAUGUGCCGACACUCCAAGCAAAUAUUACGGUGGCCUCGUACGUUCGGUUCUGCAUUUGGAAGUAUUUAGAAU